Brassicogethes aeneus is the source of this 2679-nucleotide messenger RNA. The record is from the annotation of a GenBank genome assembly. NCBI's taxonomy places the organism in Eukaryota, Metazoa, Arthropoda, Insecta, Coleoptera, Nitidulidae.
AUGCCUUCUCCAAGAGGUUCACGUACCCCACGUCGCGAGGGGGCGCAAACUCCAAGACAAGAAGGGAGCAGAACUCCAAGAAGAUCCGGAAGAAGGGCUUCCGGGGCUGAAACCCCCUCGAGAGAGGAUGUUCCGGGGACCCCGAGCAGAACUCCUCGUAGAACUCCUGCCAAAAGCGUGGCAUCAGACGCAAUAUCCACCCCCAUGAAAUGGGGCAAAAAAAAAACCGACAAUGUGGGGGAAAAGGAAAUACCACCCUCUCCCGCCCACAGUUUGGCCCCAACCAGCCCUGGAACCGGUUUAUGCAUGAGCGAGAUAGAUUUGAGCUCGCCUCUUAAUUACGGUACCCCUAGCUCAUUGGGGUCCAUCAGGACACCUAGAUCGGGCAUCAGGGGCACCCCCAUUCGUAUGAGGCCCGAUGUGAGAUCUGAUAAGAGAAUAAGACAAGUCAAUGUCGGAGGAGAAACUGCACUGGAGGCAAUCCCAGAAACCCAAGAUACGGACUCAACAGCCCCACAUUUGGUCAUAUGGGGAACAAAUGUAUCAGUGACAGAAUGCAAGGAAAAAUUCAAACAAUUUAUUUUGCGAUUUAUCGACCCCAACGCAGAAAUAGACGAAAGGGGUGAAGAUAUUAACUUGCUGGAACCUUUGUACCUUCAAAAGCUGGAAGAGAUUCAUACAUUGGAAGAACCGUUUUUGAACGUAAAUUGCUCCCAUAUGGAAACUUAUGAUGCCAAUUUGUAUAGACAGUUGGUGUGUUAUCCACAAGAAGUCAUACCAACUUUUGAUAUGACUGUUAACGAGAUGUUUUACCAGCGCUAUCCAGCUGCUGUUCUGGAACAUCAAAUUCAAGUUAGGCCUUUUAAUGCUGAAAAGACCAAGAAUAUGAGAGCUUUGAAUCCAGAAGAUAUUGAUCAGUUGAUUACUAUUAGCGGUAUGGUGAUCAGAACUUCAAAUAUAAUGCCUGAAAUGCGUGAAGCAUUUUUCAAGUGCAUCGUAUGUCAAUUUUCAACUUGCGUUGAAAUUGAUAGAGGGCGUAUUACCGAGCCUACUUUAUGUAACAGUUGUAACACCAAUCACUGCUUCACUUUGGUACACAACAGAUCGCAAUUUACUGAUAAGCAGAUGAUCAAGCUGCAAGAGUCUCCGGACGACAUGCCGGCCGGCCAAACGCCCCACACCGUCGUCUUAUUCGCCCACAACGAUCUGGUCGACGCCGUCCAACCGGGAGACCGCGUCACGGUGACCGGCAUCUACCGGGCGCAGGCCCUACAAGUGAACCCGCGCAUGCGCAACGUGCGCUCGGUCUACAAAACGCACAUCGACGUCCUCCACUUCAGGAAGAUCGACAACAAGCGCCUCUACGAGGAGGAGGACGGUAAAGAGCACACCUUCCCUCCGGAAAGAAUCGAACUCUUAAAAAUAUUAUCCGAAAAGCCGGACAUAUACGACAGGUUGGCGAGGGCCAUAGCCCCCUCCAUCUACGAGAAUGAAGACGUUAAAAAAGGUAUUCUCUUGCAACUUUUCGGAGGCACCAAGAAGACUCACGUCACUUCCGGUCGCACGCACUUCCGGGCGGAAAUAAACAUCUUGCUCUGCGGAGAUCCGGGUACUUCAAAAUCGCAGCUUCUCAGCUACGUGUACAACUUGGUGCCGAGAAGUCAGUACACUUCCGGUAGGGGUUCUUCCGCUGUCGGUCUUACCGCCUACAUCACCAAGGAUCCAGAAACCAGGCAGCUCGUUCUGCAGACUGGGGCCUUAGUUUUGGCCGACAACGGUAUUUGCUGCAUCGAUGAGUUCGAUAAAAUGAACGAUUCCACCAGAAGUGUGCUCCAUGAGGUCAUGGAACAGCAAACUUUAAGUAUUGCAAAGGCUGGAAUUAUUUGUCAGUUAAACGCUAGAACGUCAAUUCUAGCGGCUGCCAAUCCAUGCGAAUCUCAGUGGAAUACAAACAAGACCAUCAUUGAAAAUGUGCAGUUGCCACAUACUUUGCUCUCGAGGUUCGACUUGAUUUUCCUGAUCCUUGAUCCCAAAAACGAGGUGUUCGAUAGAAGGCUGGGCAAGCAUUUGGUAUCGCUGUACUACAAAACCAGGGAGGACGAAGAUGACGAAGUUUUGGACAUGUCGAUUCUUCGUGACUACAUCGCGUACGGUAAGGAGCACGUGACUCCUAAACUGAGCGAGGAGGCGUCUCAGAGGCUCAUACAGGCGUACGUGGACAUGCGCAAAGUCGGUUCGGGUCGCGGUCAGAUAUCGGCCUACCCGCGUCAACUGGAAUCGCUCAUCCGGUUGGCCGAGGCGCAUGCCAAAGUUCGGUUUUCCUCGGUCGUAGAGGUCGAUGACGUGGACGAAGCUUACAGACUGCAUCGUGAAGCUCUGAAGCAGUCGGCAACCGAUCCUCUAUCGGGUAAAAUCGACGUGGGUAUUUUGACCACUGGUAUGAGCAGUGCUGCUCGUAAACGCCGAGUGGAAUUGGCGCAAGCUGUCCAAAAGUUGAUCGAAACUAAAGGCAGUGCACCAACUAUCAACUACUCCAAACUAUUGGCGGAGCUCAAAGAAUCUUCCAAUAUGAUGAUUACUAAAGAACAAUUCGAAGAUGCCCUCAAAGAUUUGCAAGACGACGGGAUGAUUGUGGUCAUGGGGAAAACUUCAAUCAGAGUUUGCAAAAACAGAGAUUAA